UGUCUAUAGGAUCCUUUUUUGAACGAACAAUGCGUGAGUUAUUACUUGUACGAAAGCUAGAAGAAGAAAAUGCAAAAAAGAAUAAGCAAAAUGAACCACCUACACCUAUUUUACCUGAAAACACAUCUAACAUUGACUCUCACAUCGAAGAGCCGUCAUUUCCUACCCAUAAACAAGAGACGCAAGAGGCGCAUCAAGAUACACAUAAUAUUACACUGAACAACAACAGUGAUAUUAAUUUAUCGUCAGACGGGAAUACACAGAAUAAUCCCGAUAUUAGUACUGUUCAGAUUCAGACCUCUGUCACCGUUUUAAAUACAGAUAUCCAGCAGCAAUCAUCGGCACUUCCAGACGACGAUAAUUCGAUACUUAUCCCUCUAGAAAAUUCGACUUCGAAUGAUGUUGCUUCCUCUGAUAAGACCGUUCAUCCAGCUGAACUUGCGGAAAAUAUAAGCGAUUUAACCGAAGGAAAGAAACAAUAUGAUACCGCAUUACAAACGAAACGAGAGAGUCUUAAAGAAUUUUUUCUUCAAAAACAACCAUAUAUACAUAAAGACUCUUACACAAAUAAUCUUGCAUUAGAUCCGGAUUUCAUAGAAACGGAGAGCCAAUCAUCUUUAUCAUCAAUUUCAAGACAUAAUACAGGAGAUGAAUUAAUGGUUACACUCACAGAAAGCGAGCAAAUUAAGAAAGAAAAUUCAAAUUUAUCAAAAUCGGAAAACUUGCUAUCAGAUAGUUCUAAUCAUCAAAUAGAUAGCAAGUUAAGCCCUGAUGAAAGACGUCAAAAAGCAGCAGCAGAUCGCGAGUCUCAGAGAAAGGAGUUAAAAAAUUUGAAGAAACUGAAAAAGCGCCAGUCCGCCGGACAGAAACUUGAUGAUGAUAUAGUUAUUAUGGUGCCACAAAAGAAAGCUACUACAGUUGAUAAAUUCGAAGAGACUCCUACUGUGGUUAUUAAUUCCGUAGAAUCAGAUGGAAAGAUCACAAUUGCUCGUAUAAAACAUUCAAAAGACAAAACUUCUUCUGCUGAUUCAGAUACAGAUGGUUCAGUGGAUUUAGAUGCGCUCAUAGCUGGAGGUAGUGAUUUAGAUUCUAAUGCGAUGCAAUUGAAUGAUGAUGGUCUAGACGAUGGUGAUGACAACUUCUGGAAAAUUGACCCAGCUGAGCUUGAAAGACAUUUAUCUCCAUCGACAACUCCUUUGCGUCGUCCCUCGCCAGAUCCACAAAGUACACCAACUUUGGUUUCUUUAGCAAUUUCUAACAGACCGGUCAGCAUGAUCGCGGAAGAAGAGGAGAAUUUAAGCGAUACACCCCUCGAAAUUGAUGGGCAGGAAGCUGACGAUAUUUUAAAUACGUUUUCUAACCCCGAAGAUCAGAUUGACAUGUCGUUAGACACACAAAUUACUCCAAUUUUGAAGCCUGUAUCCCCUUCUCCAGUGCCUUCACCAUAUCCAACACUUUCGGGAGGAAAGUCUGGAAUCCCUACAGGAUUACCGAAGACUGCAUUCAGUCCGCACUUUGGUCCGUCUCCUCUCUCACCUACCUCAUCUAGAGCCUCAUCAGUUGCGGAUCCAGAUGAAUAUGAGACAAUGUCAAACGGAUCAUAUACUUCAGUUCGUUCGGCAGGAAGUGCAAAAUCUGGAACCUCAGGAAUACGGAAACCGUCAAACACAUCAGGACUUCGUGCACCUAGUCGAACAGGUGUUCAUGUUACAUCGCCUUCAAGAAUGUCUCUCCCUGGUAGGGUUGAUUCUCCCCAUACAUCAAUCCCAUCCCCAGGGCGACAAAGAUCAUUGAGCGUUGUCAGUAACAGUUCUACUGAAGAGAGCACUACUUCGUCAGUGGAUGCAGUAUCACCUUCACGGAUUGCCUCUCCGACUCGUGGAGUUCGCAUAUAUAGUCCUAUGUCACAGACUAUAACAGGAGGCGGUACUCGUCCAAGAUCUAUAAGUCGUAUAAGCAAUAGCUCAGCAGAAUCAUCUGCUACAAACGCUUCAACCACUGGUGUGCGACCACUAAAUAAAGCUGGUUCGAACAUUGGCACACCCAAAAUUUCAAGUAUAAGUUCGGGUAUUCCGAAUCGUGGUCGUAAUAAUAAUACAGAAAAAAAUGUAUCAACAGCACGUCCUGUUUCACAAUUGCAAUCACCUUCGUCUAGUUCAACUGGUUUAUCACGGACGACAAAUAGAAAUAGUUUGAUGAAACCUCCAGGUUCUGCAACAUCCGUACGAUCUCUUGGCGGAAAUACCACUGAAACACCUAAACAAAAUACCAUUAAAAAAAUUCGACACCAAUCUCAGAUUGUUAAUGAUCACGAUCGUUCCACAUUUGAUUCAAAUGCCACCACUUCUGGUAUUAGACCACCGUCUGUUAUGAGAGGUUCUACAAUUACUCGCAUUGGUAGUCGUCAGAGUUCAGAUAGCCUAUCCUCUCACGACGAAUAUAUUAUAUUUACUCCUCCAGAAUCCCCUACAAAUGCAUCAGAAACGGAUUCACUUACUUCUUUAACAAGUUCUGUUUCUUACGGUUCUUCGCCUGGCAGAGGGACAUCUCCAAUACCUCCCAUUACUUCUCCAACUAGAAUUUCAUCAAAGUCAAGCAAUCGGACAUCAAUGAUCACUCCUCCAUCUCGUAUAAGUAAACUUACUUAUACUAGGACGACUCCUUCAAAACUUGCAAUUCCUGGCAGUCAAGCUGCAUCACAAUCAAAUUAG
Dentiscutata erythropus is the source of this 2711-nucleotide messenger RNA. Lineage: Eukaryota; Fungi; Glomeromycota; Glomeromycetes; Diversisporales; Gigasporaceae. The record is from the annotation of a GenBank genome assembly.